ACUGCCAAAUUACUUGCAUGGGGGAGAGUACAGCCAAAAUUUGUCAGUAACGGUUCUCACCAUUUACCACUUACCGCUUUUCGCAACUUUUCGUUGCAUUCUAUUGGCUGGCUAUCGGCUCCUUCCUCGUGAUAUUCGACCUCGCGCAACAUAAAUAGACGAAAAGAAAGAAGAAACCAUCUAUAGCCCCAAUUGCUUCCACACCAUUUUGCUAUUUCAACCUCCCCCACCUCUUUGCAAGAGAAAAAAAAUAUAGGACUAUGCCGAACUCCAUUCCGAAAGACGAAUUUGCGGCCUUGUCGGGUCACCUUUCUGGUGUCCCUUCCGACCCCGAGGUAGACUCAGAGGCCACCAUCAGUGAUAUUAAGGGUCUUAUCGAUUCCAUGCUCGAUGACAAAGAUGAGGCCACUUCGAACAUAAAAGCUGAUGCUGAUGAGAAGGAUCUCGUGGCUGUGCCGAUUACUACAUCUGAAGAUAUCAAGAUUGGUGGAGAAAAAGAAUUUGCAUCACCGCCAUUAGCAGCAGUGCCAUUAAACAUGGUGGACUUCGGAGAGAAGGAAGUGCCUUUGCCAAAGUGGUUGGUAGAUCAUCCAUCAUAUAAAGAAGGGUGGAAAUCAGUUGUUCGAGUGCGACAGAGCGGAAGCUCGAGAGGAAACAAAGACCGGGUUUGUGGCUCUUCUGGAAUUUCUAUCUCUUGCAUUUCAUAUCUUUUUAUUUAGUUUAUACAAAAACUAGACAUUUUCUUUGCACAUUCUAGAGUUUCUCCAA
Messenger RNA from Ananas comosus (pineapple), 768 nucleotides. RefSeq lists its product as uncharacterized. The record is from RefSeq and is a predicted model, not a curated record. The coding region runs from base 261 to 719 and encodes 152 amino acids. The transcript has a single exon. NCBI's taxonomy places the organism in Eukaryota, Viridiplantae, Streptophyta, Magnoliopsida, Poales, Bromeliaceae.